CGUAGCCGAUCGCGCGUAGUCGACCGUAGGCGUGCUACGAAAUCGUAGACGUCAAACUAGUUUAGUGUAUUAUGAAAACUGUGAACAGUGCGAUAGUUUCCUGUUGUAUUUUCAGCGUGCCAGCGAGAAUGUAGACAUGUGCGCGCCGGCGACCGCGGCAUUGCUCCUAGCCGCACUGUCAGCUCUGCCUUGUAGAGGUACUGAUGCCGACGCCAGUUCCAAAAUUAUCAAGAAAGCUGAAAAAGCUCAAGAAGCUACUCAACCGACUGUAAACAAAAUCUAUCAAUUACUACAUAACCCAGACUUACAUAAUCAUACUAUACUUCAAAUUUCUAGCUCUAAUAUUCCUACAUUUAACUUCUAUGAUAUAGAUUCUUCUGAUAAGACUACAAUUAUGUAUAAUGUUAGCGAUAACGAACUAGAUAUAAAUGUAAAUAUAUCUCAUGUGGGUGCUAAAGUUGAUAUACCAGAGGACGAGGUAGAUAAACUAAAGAAAAAUAGGCAAAGACGGGUUGUGAAUGUAGUAAGGACUGAGGGUGUCACUGUUAGUUAUAAAGAUGUAGUAACUACAGUAGUGUCUAUGCCAACUCCACCGCCACACACAAUGGAAAGGAGACGAAAGCCAGGAGAAACAGGAUCUAGUGCGCCGCUGCUAAAUUACAUAUUCGAUACAUACUCGAAUACACAUUACCAUAAAAAUGAAAAAAGUGGCACUGGAAACAGUAUCUACGCAGCUGCAGCCCCAGAGAUCGAGGCUCUGGUCGGGUCUGCAACUCAUCUGGACUGCAAGGUCGACGCCCUACAUGAUAAACUGGUGUCAUGGGUCCGUCGGAAAAACGACGAGGAGCCGAUGGAAUUGCUAACGACCGGCACUCAACAGUACACAGCCGACGAUCGGUAUUCCGCCCGUUUUAUACCCCCAGACAUCUGGAGGCUCGAGAUCAGGGAGGUGAGGGCCACAGACGCGGCCCAUUAUGAUUGCCAACUUUCUGCGCAUCCGCCAAGGACGGCACGCGUCACACUGCAUGUGCCUGAAGUAUCAGUAAGAAUAGUGGAUGGCGCUGGCGCAGAAGUGUCCGAACAAGUUUGUGAGGUUGGCAGCACUGUUGCUCUUCGAUGUGAGGUGCGCGGCCUGAGGAUGGAGGGGGGGCCCUCACUGCUGUGGUACAGGAGAGAAGCCUUGCUGAACGACGACACUACCAGAGGUGGCAUCAGUGUUCGCACAGAAUUCGGUGCGAACGGUGCCAACUCUGUGCUGCGUGUGGCUCGAGUCCGCAACGACGAUGCGGGCCAGUACACGUGCACCGUGGCACGAGCCCCACCCCCCGCCCCUCCACCCGCGCACGUCAUGCUACACGUCAUCAAAGGCGAGAGCUUAGCAGAGCUACAUCAAGGCAGUAGUCGCUUCAAACUGGACGGGUUUAUUGCGAUCGUGAUGGCGUUGAUCGUAGUUUUACACUACCAUUGAAUUAACAAUAAACUGA
Messenger RNA from Plodia interpunctella (Indianmeal moth), 1484 nucleotides. RefSeq lists its product as uncharacterized. The record is from RefSeq and is a predicted model, not a curated record. Gene Ontology annotation, biological process: synapse organization. The coding region runs from base 137 to 1468 and encodes 443 amino acids. Gene Ontology annotation, cellular component: neuron projection membrane. The transcript is spliced from 9 exons. Lineage: Eukaryota; Metazoa; Arthropoda; Insecta; Lepidoptera; Pyralidae.